AUGGCGUCUCAACCUAAGGUACCUCGUCCCAGUAAUGAUUCGGGCGCAGAUGGAGAACUUAGUUCCACUAAUGCUCUUAUAGAUGAAAUAGAGGAAGUUCAGAAUGCUAUAGAUAACCUAAACGAGCAAGCCAGCGAAGAGAUCCUUAAGGUUGAACAGAAGUUCAACAAAAUGAGACAGCCGCACUUUGAGAAGCGGUGUGAAUUGAUAUCCAAAAUCCCCAAUUUCUGGCUUACCACAUUCAUUAAUCAUCCCCAACUGUCAGACUUGCUUACAAAUAGUGACGAGAAUGUAUUGAAGCACUUAAAAAAAGUCGAAGUCCAGGAGUUUGAGGACAUUAAAUCUGGGUUCCGAAUCAACUUCCAUUUCGAAAAGAAUGAGUUUUUCAAAAAUAACGUACUCACAAAGGAAUUCCACCUUGGCGAUAGUGGUGAACCAUCGUCCACAUACACCAAAAUUGAAUGGUACCCUGGGAAGGAUUUGACAAGUAACUCAUCCAGUUCACGAAAGAACGGUGGUGAGCAGGCAAAAAAACGGUCGUUUGAGGAGCAGACUCAAGAUAGUUUCUUCUGUUGGUUUACAGACGAGUCCUCAGUAUUCGGCGACGAGUUGGGCGAAGUUAUAAAGGAUGAUAUAUGGCCAAAUCCACUUCAAUAUUACCUCUCGCCAGAUCUAGAAGACGAGAAUGAAAACGACGAAGAAGAUGAAGACGACGAUGAUGAUCAAGAUCUUGACGAAGAAGAAGGCGGAACAGCGGAUGUUUAA
Messenger RNA from Trichobilharzia regenti, 765 nucleotides. The record is from the annotation of a GenBank genome assembly. Lineage: Eukaryota; Metazoa; Platyhelminthes; Trematoda; Strigeidida; Schistosomatidae.